UAUCGUUAUCGAUCGCAGGCAACGUACUAAAUUUGCCUAACGCGUGUUUGAAUUUAACAAGCGAACGGGGUGGAAAGAGGAAAGAGCAAUAACGCGACGCUAGUUAAAAAAUAUAGCUGUACACCAUAUCCGGAUAAACACAAAUCGAAUUUAGGGCCCUGAUCGCAUUGAUCAUUGAAAAAAAUCCCCCCAAAAAUGCCCCGGGCAACCAGGAAGGCGAAGGAGAAAGAGACGGCGGAGCCAGCAGCUCCAGCAGCGCCCAAGAAGCGUCAGGCGCCUACCAAGAAAUCAAAGAAAGUUGCUGCCGCCGCGGAAAAGGAAAAUGAGGUGUCAGGCCAGGAUCACAACCAGACCGCCAUAGAUGGGUCUCAGCAGGCCAUGUAUGCGCUAAUGCGACAUGCCGAGCACAAGGAGUCGAUGCACCAGAGAUACGUGAAGGAGAUGCAGCAACUGUACACAAAGAUGGGACAUGAUGCGUUCCUAAUCUCCUUCAUUGAUGUUCUGAAAGCGGUCCUCGAGGCGGAGGAGAACAACGAGAACGCCAACCGAGCUCUCAACUUUUGCGCCGCCUUUGUUUCCAGCUUCGCAUCGGAGCUCACACACCCACUGCUGCCGGAGACCUUCCACUGGCUCCUCACUACCUGGUCCGGCAAUCCGUACAUCCGCUAUCGCAUGUGCUACUUCGUGAAUCUCAUCCUGAAGGUAUUGGGGCCCAAUGCCGCUCUGGACGACACGCAGUGCGACGAAAUUCUUGAUGUAAUGCUGGACCGCGUUAAGGAUGUGUCGCCAAGUGUGCGAAAACAAGCCGUGCUGGCCAUGCAGCGUCUCCAAAUUCCGGACAACCCCAGCGAUCCGGUAGUGUGUGCCUAUGUGUACCAUCUGUCCGCCGAUCCGUCGCCCAGUGUGCGCCAGUGCAUCAUAACGUGCAUGGGACGGAACUACAUUACCGUGCCCUAUAUUCUACAGCGUCUGUGGGAUGUGGACGAGAAGGUGCGUCGACACACCUACCUCAACAUGUGUAACUAUCCGGUGCGCUCCUACAAAGUGGCGCAGCGGCUGACCCUUUUGGAGCAGGGCCUGAACGAGAGCUCGGCCAACGUGCGAAAAACGGUGAUUAACUUUAUGCUAAAGGCCUGGAUCGAGUCGUACCAACAGAACUACAUCCACUUGACGGCUGCGCUAAAGCUGGACUCCAAUGAGGAGGAGCUGCUUCGCUUCCGCCGCGUAGCCAAGCAGAUGCUGCGGGUUAUCUUCGAGCAGACGGACGUUGAUCAGCUAGUUUCCCUUCUUCCAUUGAGCGACGACUGCGAACUGCAUCGUUGCAUUCCCCACGAAGCUCUCAACGUGGAGAUGCUCCUAUACUGGCAGUGCCUUAGCGACUAUCUAGAAACCGUGCCGCAGGAAACGGAUCCAGUGUUGCCGGAACUGAGUGUUUUCUGCACUUACGUUGAAAAAUUCUGCCAGUUUCAAAAACCCGACAUGGACAAGUUCGCCCAAGUAGAAUUCCAGAACAUGCUGCUCUCUUUGGUGGAGAUAUUGCAGUCCUACGAUCUGGGCGAUGAAAUUGGGCGUGGGAAUCUGCGAAAACUGGUCCACACGCUGCUGAAAGACUGUCUUCUGGACCACAAAAUUGUGGGAGUGCUGGUCCGCUGUAUGGAACAGCUCGAGACCGACAUGAACGAUAGGAUGCAGUUCUUCAUUGAGAUCAUCUACGACCUGUGCGAACUCAACACCAAGCAGAACGAGCUUGUACACGACCGAAAUCUGAUCAAUAAGUUGCUGGACGACUUGGACACGCCGCUCAAAAUGACGAUUACGGCUCUGAAGGUUAGAAUCCUGGAGCUGGAGGAACAGGAGGACACAUUCGUGCGUCAGAAAGAGUACAUCCGAGCUCAGACGGUAACCGAAGAGAAGGCGAUCGCCACGGAGGACUACACGGAGCUGAUACGUCCACUGCUUGAGCGGCAUGGCGGCCUUGAAAUGCCAGCCCGUCCCAAGCUCUCCAAACAGGAGCGCGUCCUGAAGGGACUAUACGUUUCGUAUUACAUGGUGGCCUCUCCGCAUGUCACCACCCUCACUCCGAGCAUCUGCAAGCUGUACAAGGACUUCAUCUGCCGCUACUUGCACUCCACCGAAGUGGACAUCUUCGAGUGGGCCAUCAAGUGCGGAACGAGCUACAGCAUGUUUUACGAGGCCUACGCCAAGGAGGUCUUCGAGGUUGUGGUGGAGCAGUUCUGCAACAACAAUGUGGUGCGACUGUGCGAGACGGCGGCCAACUGCAUGCUGGAAAUGUUGGACCACCAUGGCUUGGACUACUUCAGCGAGUUCAACCAGGGGAACGCCGGCGGCAAUACCAGCCACUUGUCCAAGUCCAAGCGGCGCCAGCUGUACAACAUAGACCUCUACGAUGACGACGACGAUGGAAGCACAUCCCAAACAAACGAACAGACCACCGAUAUUAUUGUUGUCAUGUGCCACUACAUGGAGAGGGUGCAGAACAAGGGCGUGGGUGUGGCCAUAGCGAGAGGCCUCUGCCGGCUGGUGCUCCGCGGGCACCUGGACGAUCGUCCGGAAGUUCUUGAACUGCUUCUAAAGCGCUACUUCAACCCGAAUACGGAGCCUAUCAUCAGCCAGGUGCUGGGCAUGUUCUUUGAGCAGCUGGUGGCCCGCAAGCAACAGAACCUACUGCAGCCUUGCCUGCUUAACACCUUAUGGCUGAUCAUGAACUGCAGCUUCGACUCGCCACUGAAUAGUGUCCAGCCGGACCAUGUAACCAAGUUCUUCAUCGACCUGACACUGCAGGAAUCGAGUUCCCCGCAGACGAAUAUCCACAAUAAGAUUGCGCUGAGCUUCCUCCACUACAUAAACAACUACUUCACGGAGCGGAAAGAGAUGUGCCGUCUUCUGUCCAAAGAACUGACCAAUCUGAAGGUGAAUGUGUUCAACGGACCGGAUAUUAAGAGUGAAAUGCUCGAGAUGGCGGAUAAGCUGAUCGCAAACGAUUUGGAGCCACGAAUGACCAAGAACUUUGAGAACUUCAAGCUCAUGGUCAAUGGUAGCUUUAAUCCGCCUGCCCGCAAGAAUCCGGAGGACGGCGAGAGUGAUGACGAAUGCGACACGGCAACGGUUACCACUUUACAAUCUGAAUCUGUGGCUCCGGCUCCGGCUCCUACCCCAGCUUCAGCUGCAGCAGCACCAGCUGAUCCCAAUCUCGAAGAAUCUUCAACCGAAGCAACCCUGACAAACUCCAAUAAGGACUCAACGACGCAAGAGAGCGAGGAAACAGCCAAGGAAGCCACACCAGCAGCACUAGCAGCUGCCGAAACCACAACGCCCGCCGCUGAGCCCAUCAUUACCACCUUUGGCCAAGAUAACAUUGUUGGAAUACGUUAUCUGCGACGCUCCUUGGCCGCCAGCCACUCGGAGGUGGAGGCUAUUUUGGGACCGCAGACCCCAGAUCCUGAAAAAGAGUCCGAAGCAGAGGCCGAAAAGGAGAAGACUCCAGAAGCGCAGGCGGUGCAGACGUCCAAGAGGAACCUCCGCCGGCCGCAAAUGCAGCGGCGUCUGGAGAGGGCCAUGGCCAGGUCCUCGAAGACACCCGAAAAGACUCUGGAGAGUCAAGACUCAGAAGCCGAAGUAGUACCUGAGAGUCCUGUAAGAGCAGAAGAGUCGAACGAUUCGGAGGUGAUUGACGCUUCGCCAGCCGCUGCCUCUCCGAAUGCAACCAAUGCUCCGAAUGCCAGCCACGUGCGACUGCGAACGCUGCGAAACCGGAAAGGCCAGGGAGCAUCCACUUCCCUGACAACUGCAACCGCCCCCAGCAAACGGAAAGUUCUGCAUCUGGAGACGCCCAUGAGGAAUGGCCGGAAAAGAAUACUCCGGCGAACGAGUAGCGAUCACCAGUCUCGAUCCUUCCAGGCCACUGGGUCGCCAACCUCCUCUCCUCGCAACUCCCCCCUGCGCAAGCAACAGCGCCUGGACGAAAGGAGCUCUCGCCGACAGGGAUUGGUCGACAACACGAACAGUCCAACGGACAGCACCUCAUCGGUAAAGGAGAACCGAGUCCCGCCCAGCCGCUCCAAGGCACCCGCAACGGAGUCAGAGUCGGAGUCGGACAGUGAGGCGGAAACCGAGGAACAAUCACAGCCGCCCGUGCCUAAGCCAAGAUCCAAAUCCAAGCAGCCAGUCAACACGAAUUUAGGUUCUGUGAGAACCAUGCCCAGCAGCAGCACUCCCAAGGCUUCUCCGAAAGUGACCACCCGGAAUGCGGCCCGAGCCCAAAGAAUCAACACAAUGUGCAUGACCCGGAAGCGGAUGUCGCUCGAGAUGAAUCUCAGUGGCGGCCAGCUCCAGGUGUCCACUCCCAAGCGGGUGACCCGGGCCGCCGUCGCCUCCACAUCCCUUUCCGGGUCAGCGGAUAGAGCGCGGGGUCGUCGGAAAGCUGUCUAAUAUCCACUAUCCACUGAGUGUUUUGUGUUGUUACCACUACUGUUCCGGUUCAUUGUGUACAAUAUUUAUGUAAUUAGCGAUCUAGGUACUAACAAUUAGGGAAUAUUUUAAAUAAAUAAUCGUGUAAUUUAAAGCAUGGCAGAGUUCGAUUUUAUAAAA
Molecule: messenger RNA, 4608 nt
Organism: Drosophila ananassae
Lineage: Eukaryota; Metazoa; Arthropoda; Insecta; Diptera; Drosophilidae
Gene: Cap-G
Product: condensin complex subunit 3
Exons: 7
Coding region: 196-4449 (1417 amino acids)
Biological process (GO): mitotic chromosome condensation
Cellular component (GO): cytoplasm; condensin complex; condensed chromosome
Source: RefSeq, a predicted model, not a curated record